Saccostrea echinata is the source of this 2543-nucleotide messenger RNA. Its product is annotated as 17-beta-hydroxysteroid dehydrogenase type 6-like. The record is from RefSeq and is a predicted model, not a curated record. The coding region runs from base 485 to 1645 and encodes 386 amino acids. NCBI's taxonomy places the organism in Eukaryota, Metazoa, Mollusca, Bivalvia, Ostreida, Ostreidae. The transcript has 5 exons.
GACAAACAAUUGGUGUUUUGGGAUUUUUAAAAGGUUGGUCUAAAACCAAGUUUCGUGUUUAUAUUAAUCGCUUGAACGAAAGAGAAUAUCUUAUUUGGGUGCGAGAUUUCGUUACGCAUAUAUACACUGUUUUUAUUUGACCACUGGCUUGCAAUUAAUACAAGUGUCUGAAUGUUAAAUUCACGAGAAAAGGAAGUCGUAGUGGGAGUCAUGAGAUAAAACCCAUAUCUUACACAUGUCCUAAGUGGGUUAGUAUUGUUUGUGAAACCACAAAGGUGUUUAUGUGACAGUGUGCUCUUUGUGAUCCGUGUGGAUCUAAAGAAACGCGUACAUAUAUCACUGUAUAUAAACACAACAAACCUGACCCAAAUAGUGGAGCUUUUACGAAAGAUCAAUGCUUGCAUGUUGAAAGAACUUGGAGCAGGUACCCUUUGAACUGUGCUGUCAUAAAACCUCAGCGUUAUAGUACUCGGGAGAUAGAAAAAUGUCGACCAGACGAAAACUUGGAUAUUAUAUCAUAGCUUCUGUUUUAUUUAUUUUCCUAGCUAGAUUGUGCUAUCCAGUAUUUGUGAUUCUUCAAGAGAACUUAUCAUUUUGGAAUUUGUUAUGUGCACUUUGUUUAGGUUUGGCUUUCAUUUUCAUACCCGUGGUUUCGGGUACAGUUUCACCGCAGGAUAAGGCAGUUCUGAUUACAGGCUGUGACAGCGGUUUCGGCCACAGUUUGGCUUUGAAUUUGGCCAAAAGAGGAUUCACUGUUUUUGCUGGUUGUUUGUUUUUGGAUCGCGAGGGCGCACGUAGUUUGAAAGAAAGUUCCAAUAAUAUACACGUGGUGCAACUGGACGUUACAGAUGAUUGGCAAGUCCAAAAAGCCGUGCAGACCGUCAAAGAAAAUCUAAACGGGAAAGUAUUGUGGGCACUGGUUAACAACGCUGGCAUAGCAACAUUUCAGGAGAUAGAAUGGUGCUCCGUCAACCAGUUUCAGCAAAUAAUGGACGUCAACGUCAUUGGCGUUGUCCGGGUUACCAAAGCGUUUUUGCCGCUUCUUCGCGAUGGAGAGGGGCGGGUCAUUAACGUAGCAAGUCUGGCUGGUCGUUUCACUGUACCGGCAUUUGCUGCCUACUCAAUGUCGAAGAAAGCAUGUAUUGCGUUCUCGGAUGGAUUACGGCAGGAAAUGGCGAAGUUUGGUGUCAAGGUCAUUACUAUAGAACCCGGAUUGUAUAGGACGCCCAUUGUUGAAUCGGAUUACCUUAUAAAUGCCAACCGGAAGUCAUGGGCCGAAACUCCAUCCGAAGUCAAGGAGGUGUACGGAGAGGAAUACUUUGAUGCAUUCUGUAAGAGUAUUUCUACGCAUAUGAGGCGCGCACGUAGCAACGUUGGGGAGGUUGUCAAACAAAUGGAAGAGGCCGUUACAUCUGCAAGUCCAAAGCAUCGUUAUGUUCCUUAUUGGAUGUCAGACUUAAGGGCAAACUUUCUGGGUAUAUUGCCCGAUGAAGCUCGUGACAAGGUUUUCAUGAAAACGUAUAAACUGCCAGCGAAGCCAGCACAAACACCAAAAAGCCUGUCGAGACAAAACUCAGCUUCGCCCACGUUUAAUCUGACGCUGAAAAAUGUGUUCCGACAAAAUUCAGAAUCCAAGAAGCCAUGACGACUUGAUUGAAAUACCGCCUUAAAACGAUUUUAGUUAUGCGUUUCGUAUCCUUGUUUUUACGGACAAUCAUAUUUGGAAUUAUCCAGACCUUUUAAAUAACAAUCUCAAGGAUAUUUUUUAAAGAUUUUAUUUAAAACAGGAAUAUACUUCAUAUCUCAGAGGAAAAUGAUAUUAAUCAAAGAAUCUAAUGAUAGCGUGGCCUGAUUACGGUAUAGACGAAUUACCAUUUCUUAUUGCCUUUAAUCGUCAGUGCAUCUUUUGGUAAAUUUCGUGACAAUGUGUCGGUACAACUAGUCUUCCUGCGGUUAUCACUUAGAAGGAAUUUAAACUGAAACCACAGGUGCUUGAGGAUAGGACACCCCCUUCCCACGAACAUAUAUCCCGGGUCCAAAGAUAUAAUUAUUUUGUCUUUUUCAUAAAUUAUUCUUCUGUAUAAUGUGUUCAGUAUGGAAAUUUAAAAACAAAAUAACGCAGAUUAAACUUUUAAUUGAAAAAAAAUCAUACCUGCGGUAUUAUAAAUUUUUAUAUAAUUUUUUGAAAAAGGGAAAUUUCAUAUGGAAUACAUUGUAAAUGUAUGCUAGAUGAAUAAUUUAUGAAAGAAGACAAAUAAAAAAUAUCUAUGGCCCUGGGGGUGUGGGGUUCCUUUCAACAAGCACCUGAAACUAAAAUAACAAAAAUCUCAUUCUUUGGUUGUUGAAAAAUACUUGAAAUCCGGACUUGGUUGUUGUAAGACGCUUGAAAUUAGAAGCCAAACUCUGUUGUGCAAAGUAAUUAUUUUUUUCAUAUCAGUGGUGAAUUCAGUUCUUAUAAAUGUGUAUAUAGUAUAUUAUAUCUUAUGUAUAACUCAUGUUUUAAUUAUGUUUUUUAGCCUUUAUGUAUUUUCAGAUUUUUUAAA